AUGAAAAGAUUGCAGCUCCUACGCUGGAGCGGUGCCGUUGUAUCGCCGCCAAUACGGUCGUGUCGCAGCUCAUAUCUACGGCCCUUCCAGCACCAGAGGAAUGGAAGAUGGCUUUCCUCUGCGGCCGCGCCCGUAAUUCCCGACCAUGCCCUUCCUAUCUCACACGGCGUUCGGACUCGAAGCCCUCCGCUCGCAUCUGCAGAAGAGUUCAUAGCUUCUCCAAAACUCUCCUCCCUCCAUGCUCGACUCUCAUUACCAGAACGUCUACCGCUUCAGACACUGGCUCGCACCCUAAUUGAUGCCUCCGCCGAUACCUCAACCCAAUUUAACAAUCAUUCCUUCUCUGUUCUCGGCAACGACCUUCUCUCCUAUUAUACUACCGAACACCUCAUUACCCAAUAUCCACGGUUGCCUAUGUCGGUGCUCUGGACAGCGAUGUAUGCAUACAUAGGGCCAAAGGCAUUGGCUGUCAUGGCCAAUGAAUGGGGCGUUGAACACGCAGCGGAGCCAGGCAGCGAGGUUGACCCUGCUUAUCUCCAGUUCCGGAUAGCAGAUCAGCAAACAAUAGAUAAGGAAAGCGAAGAAAUACCUGCCGGAAUAUCUCGUCAACCUCUGCGCGGCGAGAAAUUCAGACGAGGACUCGGCUCGCUGUUUGUUAAUGAUGUUGAAUUUUCUGAGUGUCGUGACGUCGAUCCAAACGCCUACGGAGACGCUGUCACACCAACUCGGGCCUCUGCAAACUUUGUCCGGGCCUUAAUGGGUGCUGUAUACCUACACGGAGGACGACGUGCUGCAAAGACUUUCUUCGAGGAACACUUUAAGUCGCGCCAACUACCAAUUGCCGAUCUCUUCGGCUUUACAGAGCCCACACGUGACCUCUCAAAGCUAUGUAAACGGGUCGACUCAGCAGGCAUCAGUGUUUAUAGUGGGUAUCUCUCCGGCAAGGACAAACUUGGUGAAGGUGCCGGGUCCAGCUUAACCGAAGCUCGUGUCAGGGCAGCUGUUGCUGCAUUGAAGAGCUGGUACCUUUACAGUCCACUCAACGCCAGAGUUCCCAGUUCAAUGGAGGAAGAAGGCGCAGAACCCUGGAAACGAGCUCAUAUUGAUCCAGGAGAGAUCAUUGUUUGAUUUCCCAGGCAUAGUGCAAAAGACGAUAUUAUACAUACAUACACAGACAGGCCUAUCCAUACUGUCAUGGCGCGUAGAGGUUGGACAUGAUACACUAUUUUCUCCCUUUUUACCCGUUCCCUCAUCCAUGUUUAACUACGAUGAUUUCCCUUGAAAUAACAUGUACCAUAUAUAUGGCGUUUUUGCGUCAAUUCUAUAUUUGUUCUAAAAUUUUUACUGGUAAACGGGCCUGACU
Messenger RNA from Trichophyton rubrum CBS 118892, 1363 nucleotides. RefSeq names its product mitochondrial 54S ribosomal protein YmL3. Gene Ontology annotation, cellular component: nucleus. Lineage: Eukaryota; Fungi; Ascomycota; Eurotiomycetes; Onygenales; Arthrodermataceae. The transcript has a single exon. Bases 1 to 1128 code for a protein of 375 amino acids. Gene Ontology annotation, biological process: regulation of gene expression; primary miRNA processing; rRNA processing. Gene Ontology annotation, molecular function: ribonuclease III activity; double-stranded RNA binding. The record is from RefSeq and is a predicted model, not a curated record.